Molecule: messenger RNA, 1413 nt
Organism: Callorhinus ursinus (northern fur seal)
Lineage: Eukaryota; Metazoa; Chordata; Mammalia; Carnivora; Otariidae
Source: RefSeq, a predicted model, not a curated record
UUGAUCCCUGAGGAGGCAUGGCUCACAAGGAAGCAACAGUGAAAUCACCCUAGCUGUCAGUGCCUGACUAUGGACUCGUGGACACUAAAGGGUCACCAGCUGAGUGUGGACUGAGAGUCCCAACACAGUCUUUGUGCUUGGGUAGAGCCCAUUGCAGAGGGAGUGUCUUCUCUCCUCAGAGCAGAGAGUCCUGGGUCUCUCCAGGACAACACUCAGACAGAGAAGUCUCUAGGGCCACCAUGAUGCAUGUCCCUGCCUCCCGAUCCUGCCCACCUCUGCCAUCUCUGCUGCUGACUCUGCUGGUGAGAUUCACAGGAACUUCAGAUGAAGACUUUCAGGUGACCCAGCCUGAGAGUUCAGUUUCAGUCAGAGCUGGAGAGAUCUUAACACUGGGCUGCAACGUGUCUGCUCGAUCCCCAGCAGGGCCUGUCUUAUGGUUCAGGGAGAAUGGGCAAGAACGACAAUUAAUCUACAAUUUCAAUGGAAGCCAAUUCCCCCGAGUAACCCAAGUGGAAAACACAGAGUUCAACCAAACAGACUAUUCCAUCCGCAUCAGUGAUGUGUCACCCAAAGAUGUGGGCACCUAUUACUGUGUGAAGCUAACAAUAGCACACCCUGACAUGGCAUAUGUAUCUGGUUCAGGCACCUUUGUGUCUGUGAAUGGAACCACACAUGAGAUAUUCCAGGUGCAACAAGCUGAGAUGACACAGACUGUAUCAACUGGAGAGACAAUCACCUUGAGUUGCAGUGUACCAGAUUCAUUCCCAAAAGGACCCGUCUUAUGGUUCAAGGGACAUGGGCCAAACCGGGAAAUAAUCUACAAUUUCAAGGAAGGUUUCUUUCCCAGAGUAAAAGAAAUUGGACACCCCACCAAACCUGGCAACACAGACUUUUCCAUCCGCAUCAGUGAACUCUCUCCUGCAGACACUGGCAUCUACUACUGUGUAAAAUUCAAGGAGGGGAAACCUGACACGGAGUUCCAAUCAGGUCCGGGCACCAAGGUGUUUGUGACUAGAACAAGCAAUCAGGUUGCUCCAGGUGCUCCAGAGAGACAUCUUAUGACCAUGAGGGGAACCAAGUUGAGGAAAAAUCUGCUCUAGAGAAGUGCAAAGAUAUAAAGAAUGUGGGUUGACAACAUUGCACAGCCAUAUUGUUCCUGGUUCCAACCCCAUUUCUGGACCUCCGAUAAUGGGAAAGAAAACAUCUCCUUGUUAAGCCAGUUUGCUUAAAGUCAGCACUGUCCUAAGGGAUGCCAGGUGAUAAAGUUCCCACAUCCACAGAGCACUGAAGUACAAUUUCAAACCAUUUUUUCUGUUCCGAAAGCCUUACUUAUUUAAUUUUUCUAUUUUGUUAUAACCUCUGAACUCUGAGCAAUAUCCAGCUUGAGAAAUGAUUAAAUUGGUGAUACUACAA